Molecule: messenger RNA, 850 nt
Organism: Effrenium voratum
Lineage: Eukaryota; Dinophyceae; Suessiales; Symbiodiniaceae
Source: the annotation of a GenBank genome assembly
AUGCACAAGGCGCCGCGGCACUUCGACACAGCGAAGCUCAAGCAACUGGAGGCAGACAAUCUCUUACACUUGGCAGUGUGUGGGCUUUGUCAGAGUGAGGAGCUGAAGCCAGCACAUGCGAAGCAGGCUCCCAUCGUGGACUUGCAAAAGAUGCAAGGCCGCGGCGGGACAGCCCUGAGCGGCGACAGAACAGCGAGAGCCAUUCGAAAAAGCGCGCCUGAAAGUGCUUGGGAGCCGAAAGCGGUGGCGCAGGUCCUGGAUGCCCUUAGGCGCAGUACCUUCCGACAUGAGGCGCUCUUGGCCAUACUUUUCCACCGCUUCUUCGGCAAUCUUCCAAAGGCAGUGCAUCCACUGACACAGGCCUCUUGGUGCUUGAUCGAGUUGGACGCACUUGAUCGCGCGAAAGAUUUGAAACAGGAACUUCCAGACGAUGAACCCGAGCAAGGUUUCCCAGAAGCUCGCUAUGCUAUGCGCAGGGUCUUUGAGCUGCUGGAGGGGUUGGAUCAAGCGGAGCCUUUUACUCCAACUCAGCCGGCUGCUUCCAGGCUCACUUCAGGCGGACUGGAGGCGAUGCCACGUGCAGCAGCUGAUUCGAGCAUAUCGAUAUCGUUACGAGCUUGACUUUGGCUUGUUGCCCCAAAAGGUGAAGUCGUUCUGCAAAGUACAGUUCGACGUAUCCAGCUCUGUGGUGUCCGCAGUGGCCUGGACAUGAGGACAAAAGAUCGCACACAGCGCACGUAUGCCGGAAAAAGCAACCUUUCAUUGGCAGUGUUCAUGAUUAAAUGUCUACAAAGAUCCUAGAGCUCGGCAAGAAUUUGUGUCAAGGGGGACAUUAAAGAUCACAGAUGAC